Messenger RNA from Pristis pectinata (smalltooth sawfish), 2482 nucleotides. RefSeq names its product Zinc finger protein 706-like. The transcript has 4 exons. Bases 175 to 402 code for a protein of 75 amino acids. NCBI's taxonomy places the organism in Eukaryota, Metazoa, Chordata, Chondrichthyes, Rhinopristiformes, Pristidae. The record is from RefSeq and is a predicted model, not a curated record.
ACCCACGUGACCCUGGCGUCAGCCCCCGGGUUCCCCCCCUCCAGGGCUUCGGACUCGCUGCCGUCACUUCCGGUAACGUCAGACUCCGCCUCUGCUGACCGAGGACGAGCGGCGGCUGUUGGUGGGGCUGCGAGGAUUCGUUGGUGCCCGCCAGCCGAUUUCCUGAAUUUCAUCAUGGCUCGUGGACAACAGAAAAUACAAGCCCAGCAGAAGAAUGCUAAGAGGCAAGCUGAAAAGAAAAAGGGAGGAUCUGAUCAAAAAGCAGCAGCAAAGGCAGCACUUGUGCACACAUGUCCGGUCUGCAAAACACAGAUGCCAGAUCCUAAAACCUUCAAACAGCAUUUUGAGAGUAAACAUCCUAAAUCUCCUUUGCCUCCUGAACUGGUGGAUGUUCAGGCAUAAACAAAAGCACAACUUGGACUUGGACUUGGAAUUCUGCUGACAUGAUGCACUGAAACCUACUACACAAGGCCUGGAAAAGAUGAAGAACAUUCAAUUCUUCAACCUUUUCAAUUUCUACUUACUACUGAACUUUGAUGUUUAAUCUUUUCAUGUUUUGGGACAAGGAAGCAUUGAAGAUAUUUUUUGUUUGGGCAUUACAAAGGUGCCAAUUCUUCAAGUGGGCUGGGUGAAAAAGUGGUACAGAUCUCAUGAUAGAUUAGUACUAAUAUUAACUUGUCUCUUCACUACUUUUAAGCACUGGCAUCAUUGUGAUAUUAGUACUGCUGGAGUCUGUUACAAAAAUACGGGAGUUUGAAUCUGUGGCUUACAGCUAUAGUGGUUUUGCGAGAACCACUAUGGGUGAAUACUGUGUUGCUAGGUUAGAUUACUGGCCUGUGACUAAAAAUUCCUUAACCUCCCUGAGUGCAGCCCAGUCAGCCAUAUUAGCAUAUGUAUUCCUUGUACAGCUUGUGUUCAGUACCUUCUUUGUAGAAGGGAUGUUGCAAUAUAUUAAAAAUUGUAUCCCUGUUGCAAACAAUGAUAAUUGUGAUCAAUCCAUAAAGAUAAUAGGGUCUAUCUCACUGGAUGCUCCCAGAUGAUUGCAGGACAAUUUAUUCUCAUGACCACCCUCUUUUGAUUUACCUUCUGUUAUUUUCAGGAAAUCAAACAGAUUUCAUGAGCUCCAUGAAUCAUAUUGUAGGGUUCCCAACAGUUUAUCAUACAUUAUUGUACAGACAUCAGAUACUUAAAGCAGUCUUUUGAAGGAACACAAUCUCUUGAAGCUUGUGUGCUAAUUCAUAGGAUGUCUGAGCUUUACAGACAUUGUUUUCAAAUCAUUGCUUUAUAGCUACAAUUUGUGGAGUUAACAUCUUGUUGGAAAACUAGUUUGUAUAUAACAAAUCUAUUAACUAGUUAUGGUUUUAUGAAUGAAACUUGGUUGAAGCGAAUCCUCAAUAUAGAUAGAAACCAAUUAUCACUGACUCCCAAUUCCUAUUUGAAAUUACGAUACCUAAGAUUGCAAUAGCUUGUAUUUCACCUGGACAUGCUUCUAGUCCUUAGCCUUAUUUUCUCAGUUCUGUAGCAAUCUUGCAUAAUCAUACAUACAGUAUUUUGUGAUUUAACUGGAGCUCACUGUAAUUUCAAUAAAUAUCAAAAGCACAUUUUCUUAUAGAAUGGCUCAGAACCCCUUUAUUUUAAUGUUUAAAUAUCAUUUGUGGCAUUGCUUGACUCAUCGUUUCCUACAACAUGUCACCCUUGAUCAUAGUCUUCAAAAACUUUUCUGGAUUAAACUAAGCCUAUACUCUAAAUUAUAGUCCAAAACUGAGUUUCUUACAACUAUGCUUUAGUUAGAGAGAUCAGCUAUAGUAAGCACAGUGAUGAAGCAAAAGCAAUUUUCCAGUGAUAAUGUGUUGUGAUUUCAGUAGAGUCUUUAUUUUGAGGAAUGCAGUUAGUUGCUUCAAGUGAAUAGAAAGCAACUUUGAUCACUGUCUUCUGAGUUGCAGCUAAUAAGGAAUUAAGGACACCUUGUUUCAUAACACAAUGCAUCCAACAUAAUUAAUUUGCCAGGUUCAAUGAAAGAACUUUUCCAGGUCGGCAGAGUUAUAAGAAAAUUGGGUAGAGAUUACACCAUAACCAUACAGAUACUGAAAUUACUGCAGUUAGAUUUUUACUUUUCCUGCUGGUGUUUGGGUUCUAACUAUUAUUACCAAUUUUGUCUCAAGUUGUACAACAAACUGGCCUUUAGUAUGGUCUCUGAUCAUCUAAAUUUCAAAAACACAGUUCUUCGCACUAGAAACUUAUUUACAAUUACUAUGACCUGUACCUACUGAGGACUUUGAAAUUAAUGUAUUGUCAGAUAUGUUACUGAAAUUCUAAACUAUUUUUGACAUGUUUUUUUUUCCAAUUUUCCCAUUGCAUUUCUCAAAGUGUAUUUAACAUUCUUGAAAUGGUUUAAAUAUUAUUACAUUUCCUUAAAUGCCAAAUGCUUAACAAAGGGCUUGUUUCAACUUUGUUUAAUUUGACUAAAUACAUUGUCACCUUU